Dermacentor silvarum is the source of this 474-nucleotide messenger RNA. Its product is annotated as glutamate receptor ionotropic, kainate 3-like. Lineage: Eukaryota; Metazoa; Arthropoda; Arachnida; Ixodida; Ixodidae. The transcript has 4 exons. The annotation marks the transcript as partial. The record is from RefSeq and is a predicted model, not a curated record.
CAGCAAGUUGGCAUGCUCACCGAAAGCCACAGUUACCUGAUUACAUCGCUGGACCUGCACACGGUGGACUUGGAGGAAUUCAAGUACGGCCAGACCAAGAUUACUGGCUACCGACUCGUGGACGUGGAUAGUCCAGAGCUGCAGGGAUUUCUCAAGGACUGGGAAAUGAUGUCCUCCCGAAUGGACCGCAAGGCGCCAGUCCCACCGAGCAUUCGGACGGAGACAGCGCUGAUGUAUGACGCUGUGAAGCUGUUUGCCAUGGGUUUGCACCAGUUGGACUUGUCCAAGGCAGUAGACUUCCCAGUGAUCUCAUGCGACAUGGCCGUCUCGUCGUCCGAUGGGAGCAGCCUCAUCAACCUCAUGAAGCCCAUCACCCUUCAGGGGCUGACCGGAGAGAUCAGCUUUGAUCCACAAGGAUUUCGGUCAUCGUUCAGCCUGGACAUUAUGGCCCUGAAGAGUGAUGGGUUGCAGAAG